Molecule: messenger RNA, 21871 nt
Organism: Lymnaea stagnalis (great pond snail)
Lineage: Eukaryota; Metazoa; Mollusca; Gastropoda; Lymnaeidae
Source: the annotation of a GenBank genome assembly
GGAAGUCGGAAAUGAAAUAAAAUAAGUGUUGCCAUCAGUGCAAACAACAAACCACAAGCACUAGGGCAGGGGAAAGUCUCACAGACUAUAAAAUGUUGAAAUUUAAUGUUAUUUUUGCUUUUGCACUAAUUAAUUCGGUCUACGCUCAAGGUAAAUUUUAUAUGACCAAUACUUUAUAUGAUUUUAUUCCUCCUGGAGAUGAUUGUGUUCUUAGCGAUUAAUAAAGUAAGACUAAGAAUAAGAAAAGUUAAAUAAGUUGAAUUUGUUAGGCUAAUUUAGUUGUAGGAAGUGGUGCCGAGUGCUCGUAUCCGUGAUAUGUCAUUAGUGCUGUGAGCUUUUCGCAACUUAAUAAGGUAACCUACCACUUGAGCAUCUGCUAUUUAAAAAUCCUGUUGUUCCGGUUUAAAGUGCUUUAUAAAAAAUAACAAUUCUGUUCAUAUGACAUGACAGACAAAAAAUGACAUUGAAUUGUAAUUGUAAUUGUAGAUAUUCAUUUCAGCACAUAUAGAUAAUAGUACUAAACUAAUACCAAAUAAAAAUACUUCAAAACAACUUUUUUUAAAAUUUGAAAAACUAGAAAAUUUAAAAAAAAAAAGAAUUUAAAAAAUUAGGGGGUAAUCCACCACUUGAGCUUCGCCAAGGAAAAAUCCAGUUGUUGUGGUUUGAAGGGCUAUUUAAACAACUAUUCUUAUACUUACAUUGUUUUUUAUGACAUUGAACAUAGUCAUUCCAGCAUGUUUGUAAUACAAAUAACUCAAGACAAUUUUUUAAAUGAAAAAUCCAAAACAAUUUAAUUUCAAAAAAAAAAUUUAAAAAAAAAUUAAAAUAAAAGAAUUUAAACAAUUUAAUGUGUGAAAAUGAAAUUAUGCAUAGUCCUCCCACCAAGGUGACAAUAAAGUUUUUAAAAAUAUCAUUUCCACGAAAGCGGUUGCAGAACAUGAAUACAUGUAAAUAUGAAGGGAAAAGAUCACAAUCACAGCUUGUGCCAAACUGUCUUUUGAGUUUGGGCUUUGCGCGCAUCCACAUGUUUUCCACAUUCUGUGUGUGGGCAGCAGCAUCAUCUGGAUCAACAAAAUUUUGUUGAUGCACUACAACUUAGUGUUCAUAUAUACCAUGUCUUAUUUGGUUUAUAUUAACAUAUGCCGGCCAACAGUCAGAUACAAUAAGUGAUCCAGACAGUAUAAAUAUUUCGAUGCACUCUUGUAAUUUUGUUGCAUGUUGGUCUGGCACUUCGAUAAGAAAACUCUCUCUUUCCACGCCACCGAAAACCCAGUGACCCUCUCUCCACUGUCCACGGUGGUAUUUUCUGUGGAAAUAUUUUGAUAGUUGAAACCCCCAAUUUCAGAUGCAUUCGUUCGCAGCCAGUCAGGUUUCGCACUCCUCCCCCAUAAAAUUACACCAGUCCGACACAUUAGUGCCAUUUGAGACAUCAGCCUCCCGUGCCAUCUGCAACUGUGGCGUAUCACAACACCAGCAAUAAACUAAAAUAAUAAUUUGCUGGAUGCUGAGGUGACUUCCUGCAAAAAAAAAAAGCCUUCCUGUAGUGACUUUGUGUAAUUGCAUGCAGCGCAGGCCCACCUGAGACCGCCCUAUCCUUGAUUGUAACUGUUUAACCUGCACAGCCCAUUGCAGACACCACAUUUCAUACUGUUUUUAACAGGUGUCGACGCACACUCCAUCGUAAUGCUGAGUUAGGGUCUGACAAAUUCAGCAGUAGUGUGGACAACCGCCAUACUUCUUCGUUUCGUAUCUGAUCAGUAUCAAACACUUCGUGCAUCUGCACUAUUGUAGUCUCUCCUUUUUUUCUUCCUGCCAUAUCGGUAGCUUAAUAGUGAUAAUUAUUUAAAUGAAUUGUGCUAAAUAACUUUAUACGGAAGUGGAACCAUUAACGGAGACCAAUAUAAGAAUAGUUGUUAUUAGCCCUUGAAACUGGAACAACUUGAUUUUUUCUUGGCCGACGCUCAAGUGGUAGAUUACCCAAAUUGGAUCUACAAUAUUAUUUUGAUGCACCACAAUGGAGUGUUCGUUUUUUCCAUAUCUGAUUUGUUUUAUAUUGGCGUAAGCCACCCACCCGUCUGAUACAGAAUCAGUGAGCCUGGAGGGAUAUAUCUUUCUAUAUUUUAUACACUCUUGUAACGUGAUUGCAUGUGGGCCUAAUACUUCAAUGAGAAAACAUCGCCCACUCUCUCUUUCUACACCACAGAAAACCCAGUGACCUUCUCUCUACUGUGCACAAUGAUAUUUUUUAUGGAACUAUCACUUGUUUAAAUAGCACUUCAAACCUGAACAACUUGAUUUAAUUUUUAAAAAUAACAAAAACUCUUUAGUUGGCUAAAAAUGGCAUCCCUCCAUAUAAAGAAAAGGGUGAUGCCUGUGGUGGACAGCCUCCUUCCUCCACUAAUAGAAUAACUUUUUCUUGGCAGUUGCGAAUCAUCUCAUACUCAUUGUAGACAAAAAAGUUGUUUAAAUGGUCUGUAGCUGGUUAGUUCUGAUUCAAUAAGAGCGACUUAUUUAGGUGACAUCUUAGUUGACUCUGAUUUUUGCUGAGUAAAAUGAGACACAGUGUUAGUGAUUUUAUCUAAUUCGAAGGUCUCGUUUUGCUUUAAUAGUAAUCUGUUGUUCUUGUGAUCACUUCCCCAUUGCCAUACAUUUCAUUACUUUCCCGCAUUUCGCUUGUUUGUAAAUCACAAACUAUUUAUUAACAAUGAAAUUGUCACAAAUUAAAAGAAAAAUUGACACUUUUAUUAAUACUUCUAACAAAACAUUGUUCCACAUAACCCCCACCCCCCACACGAAACGGUACUGGAUGCAGGAUGGUGCAAAGGAAAAACGGCGCCCCGGGCGAAGCCUGAAACUUUAACCCCUGGCAUAUAGAAAAUGCGCCCCCUGAUAUUGACGCCCCCUUGCGAGUACCACGUUUACCUGAUAAUUAUAAUAUUGAUAUGAUAAUGGAAAGUUAUGGAGUCAUACUUACCCAAGCAUUCCAUGAUGAUAAUAUUUAAUUUUUAGCGUCAUAACUAAAUUCAAUACAAAGAGGCUUAGCCUACUUUGAAUUUUUUUAAAAUCUUGGUAAUAACUUAUGUCAUUAUUUAAAGGCAUGGGGCUUUUUAUCAUUUAAAUACUCAAUAUUGUCUCUCUAUACCUACACAAAAACCAUUUAACAAAUUGUAAUGAAGUGUGUCUGGACCAAUAAAGUGUUAACUUGAAAUUCAAAUGCCCCAGAACUCAAACAGCUUGGAAUCUUAAAGCUGAUUUGAAAUCCAUAUGCCCACCACCUUGUUAAUGUGUUUUGUGCAUAUGUUUCUCCAGUGCUUCAGCCACCUAUACACUUUAUCGUUUAGUUGUUGGAAGUUUUAAGGUGUCUUCUUGUGUGAUUUUCACUGCUUUUUUGCCUUUGCUGUUUUAUUAUUUUAUAUUAAAACAGAGUAUGUAUUUGCCAUGGGUCCUAAAAAGUGCAGUGAGGUAAAUAAAAGUAAGGGAAGAAUUGAAGUUAAAGAAGAUCUUAUUGCUAACUAUGAAAGCGGUUGUUACUGUUAUGUUUUGUAUACCUAAAUCUACUGUUUUUUAUAAUUUUGAAAAAUAAAGAAGCUGUUAAAGUAGCUGAUGAGACAAAAGGAGUUACAACAUGACCUCUAGAAGAUUGAAGAGAUGGAAAAAACUUGUUUGGAUUAAUGAAAAACAUCUGGCUGGUGAUGUGAUUUCUUUGGCAAUAAUUUGUCAGAAAGCCAAGGUCCUCCGAUGAAUUAGUGAAAGGCAUACCUGACACUAGUGUUCAAAAGGUGUUUAAUGCCAGGAGGGGGUAGUUCAAUUACUUGAAGAAAAGGAUUGGGAUCUAUGAAGUUUAUGGGACCCAGGACCACAUUAUUCCAGUUUCUAUUAUUUUAAAGGGGAAACAUUGUCUUGGAAGUUGAACAGGGUUCUGGAACAGAAUAAUUUUGGACUCCAAGGUACCAGUGUAGUCUAUGGAAAGAAAAGACAUGAUCAUUGUCAUUUUCAGUAAAAAAAUAAAAUAUUUAUUAAUAGACCUAUUCCUUAUUAUUGUAUUAUGCUUGCGUUGAGUUUAUCCCUGUUUUUAGUCAACCCUGGGAGAGGAAAUAACAAAUAAAUAAUAAAAUACAAUCACUGGUUAAAUACUUUUUACUAACCCUGCUAAAAUACCAUAUUAAUCUAUGCAUAUGAUACUAUGUAUGCUGGUUUUAUGUGACUAAUAGUUCACUUUUGAAUUGACUGUAUUGUGCGUGUGCCCCCCCCCCCCCCCCCCAAUUCAUUUCCUCAACAGCCAUCACAUGCUCCCAUUGUGUGAAGGUCCAGACACUUUAGGUGUCAAAACAAAGUACUCAGUUGAAAUGAGUCAUCACAAUAUUAAGGCUUGUUAAUGGCUGAUUAAAUUAGUUCUCCUUGUAUUUUUCCAUCUGAAUUGUUCAAAUAGAAACAUUAAAAAAAAUUUUCUCUGCCUGAAAUCUUGCCAGAGUAAUAAAAAAUAAAGCAGAAAUAUAAGUAAGCAUGGUGGCAUGAAUCACUGAGAUACUGAUGAUGCAAUGAAUGAUUGUGUAAAUGGGAUCUCAAGAUAACUACCCUUUAAUAUUGUUUUUCCAACCCAGUUAAGCUAUUAUAGACAAACUAAUAACAAUGACAUUCAGAUUUAUUUUAGCCAUAGGAAAAUCUUUUGUUUGUUUCUUGAAAUAGUACUGCACGCACGUCAUCUUCUUGAAAAGUUUUACAAGAGGAAGAUAAGCUUGCCUAUCAUGAUAAUUUAAUUUACCAUUGCUGUCUGCCGUUAAUGCUUAAAACAGUGUCUUUGUUGGUACAGAAGAGGGACCCUUGAAUCCACUUGAACUGUUAAGUGUUUAAAUAGCUCAGCAAUAAAUUUCUGAUAUGUUUUUGAUGUCAGAGUCUGAAUAAAUGGAAUGUAAAUUAGCUGCUAAAAACCUCUGCUAUAUCUAUUUUCAGAUUACUUUAAAUGGCUCAUACUAAAUAUAACCAAAUAAUCUUUUAAGCUAUAGUGUGGCAGACCUAUCUAGCAGUAUAAAUUUUGUUGCGUUUUUAUGCUUUUUGCAUCCUUAAUAUCAUAAUGAUUUUUGUUGUUAAAUAACACAACACCACCGCCGCGCGCCCCCCCACCCCUUCUUUGAAUUGCUAUCUUCGAAUGGUUCUUAGGCAUCCAUUAAUAAUUUGGUGCCCACUGAGAGUUAUGAUGCUAACAUUACAAAUAAAAAGACAAGUGGCAGUAAAGUUGUUACGUGAAGCAAGUCAAAGAAAUAACCGGCUUUGGCAUCGUUUAGGCCAGUCCUGCCAUACAUAAUUUUGAUGAAAAAUCCAGCUACCUUGUUUAGUAUAGUAAUUUCUUGAUGUUUACAAGUAAAGUUGCCUUGUUUAUCAGUUAGAAAAAAUAUUGUUCAAAAUAAAAUACUACUUCAUUACUUAAAUGUGAUUGUUUAAAAAAAACCAGUUUCACUUUGCAGGCAGGUCUUGCACUAUUUAAAAAGAACUGUUAUCUUUUCCCAGCUGACAACAAAGCCAUUUAUCUCUUCCCCCAUUUAAUUCAGUGUUGGUAUCUGUUUCUGCUUCAUUUUCUGUCAUGCCAACCUGUGAUCAUUUGUCUCUGGCUGUCACCAGGCCACCAGCUGUUGUCAGGCCAUUUCAAGCCCUCUUGUCCAUCUUUUAACUAACAAUAAAUGUGAAAUACUUGAAAUCACAUUUCCAGAUGUUUAAUGCUAAAACUUUCUAAUUAUGUGAAUAUUUUACUGGUACAAAAUGUAUGUGAUAAUUAUAAUCUUCAUUUAUCUAAAACUGCUCCCUUAACUGUAAUUAGAGAUUCUAUUAUCUUAUCCAGCCAAGUCUCCUUCCUAUAUUGGGAUCUAAAACAUACACUGUCACAUACAUUUGUUCAGGAAAUAACAUUCUACAUUUUUAAAAAUAUUUUAUUUAAUGAAAAUAAUUGUGUGCUCUACUCUAUGUAUUUUAGAGAUUAAGUAAUGUUAGGGACACAAUUUAAAAAUCUACCCAGGGGGGCGGGGCGGUGGUCCUGAAAGGGUUCAUUCUUGAACUCAGUACUGAUUUUAAUUUGUAUUUUAUGUCGAGCAGUGGACAAAAAAGAUGUGCUGCGACUAAAUUAGUAAUUAUAAAAUAGUUUGGGCACUGUUGCAAAGCCUCGCCACAUCAGCAUGCAUGUUGCAACAUACCAGAAGUGUAUUCUUAGCAGAGUUAUUCACUGAGUCAGUACAGUACUUCAUUUCCAUUGCAAACAUUGUUACUCAUAUCUAAACACUCAGUAAAAUGGUCUAUCUGAGCUCAGGACAAUAGGAGUGGGGUAAAAAAAAAAGAUCCAGACCUCAAAAGUUAUUAUUUACACAGUGAUGUACGUAGUGAUUUACGCAGUCAUCUACUUAGUGAAUUUUUUUAAUCAAAUGUACACAUUGUCGUCCAUGUACUUUUUAUUUCAAAUUUUACUUUUCAGCAUUCUGUUCUUUCUUGACAAUAAUUAAUUUUUUUUUUUACAUUUGAACACACUCUUGUUUCAACAUUUUUCAAAUUCAUAGUUAAAUACAUUUUUUUUUUGGUUGUUCAGCUUAAAUAUGACACACAUCUUAGGCUUGCAGUGAUCUUUCAAAAUUUAACAAUCCUUCAAUAUAAAUACAACAUUUCUCAUAUUAAUAGUGGUGCUACCUCUUAGUCAUUUUGAUAUUAAUUUGCUAAUAUGUAAAUGGCACUGUCUUAUUACAAGAGGUUGUCUCCAGAUCAGAAGAUUGUUAAUAUUUUAUUUGUUUUACUUCAUUACAUUAUAACAUGCUUCAGACGUUGAGAUCGAGCCGGCAUCUAGAGUACUUUUUGUAGUCGAGGGAUCCAGGCUAACCGUUGUAUGCUCCAACAAGCUAUUCACCGAACAAAGGCCGAUAUGGUUCAAAGUGAGCUCAUCGCCAGCCACUGUGUAAGAUGUUUCGAAAAGCAUGUUAUUUUCAUUUGCUUAUUUUAAUUGUGGUGCAUGUGUACAGAGUUCUUGGGGAAUUUAUCUGGUUUAUGAAUUGUUUUGUCUAUUGUACCAUUUAGAACAUUACUGAUAGUCAAGAUGGUAUAAAAUAGUAUAUUUGAUGAAGCAAUUUUCUUUCCUAUCAGAUCAAUAUGCACAUUUCUUGGAAUCUUAUCCAAUGUAUUUCCGUGGUGUUUUCAGAACCCUCAUCACCGACCAUCUUAACGGUAAAACAGUGGAGCGAGCUCAGAUGGAGUUUCAGAGUUUCAGCCAAGAUGAUGUUGGCAUAUACAAUUGCUCCUUAAGCCCAACAUCCCAGAAGAUUAGUAUUAACCUCAAGAUGAUUAAAGGUGAGCAUUAGUCUUAUGAUGGUUAAAGGUGAACAUUGAUCUGGUUAAAGGUGAGAAUGAUCACCUAUCAAAAGUUUAGUUGGUUUAAGUAAUAUUUAAAUUUGUCAUCAGUAACAAUUUUGCCUGUAUUUCCUCUCUCUCACCUACAUAUAUCAAAAUUCGCCGUGCUGUCCUUUGGGAUACUGCAUUGCGGCCAAGUGUUUAUUUUAAUUUUAUAAUGUUCUGUUUUUUGUACCAUGAAGAACAAUUCUUCCUGACACAUUCAUUGUUUUUUUGCAUCCUUUCCCCAUACUUUGAUUGGCUCAUUUACUUUCACCAUCAAUAGUAUGUUCAAAGUUAGUUUUAAGUCAUAUUGAAAUUAUCAUCAAUCCAGAGUAUAAAGUUGGGGACCACUUCUACUAUGGUAACAAGACAACAACCCUGUCCUGUCACAUUGAGAUUCAGGAUACUACCGUCACAUUCCUAGAGUGGCAGUACCAACAUGCACCUGGUGACUCACACUUCAAGCUUCAGGAAGGAAACUCCAGCAUUACUAUUGAUAGACCAAGUAAGUUAAAAGGGUAUUUAGAUGUAAUGUGUCGGUAAUCUUGGUCCAACCAAAUAAGUUAAGCAGGUUGUUAUAAAUACUGUGUCAGACAUCUUGGGUAAGCUAAACUUAAAGCUUCAGGAAGGAAACUCCAGCAUUACUAUCGAUAGACCAUCAUCAUCAGUGGCAAUACAGCCCUGUAGGGCCCUGGCCUGCACUACCACAUCCUUCCAUAAGGAUCGAUCCAUGGCCUUCCGCCUCCAUGCGCGAACCCCCAACUGGUGUAAAUCCCUCUCCACAUCGUCGAUCCAUCUCAGCCUUCGGCGACCAGUGAGUCGCCUGCCCCUAGGUUUCUGCCUGUAUAUCACCUUUGCUGCUCUACAGUCCGGCAUCCUUUCAAUAUGUCCUGCCCAGCGCAGUCUGCCUUUUUUAUAUUGUUGCAAAUAUGGGUGGGUCUUUGUACAAUUGGUAUAGCUUCUUCUUCUUCUAUAUCUUAAGGACCCACGAUCAAUUUAUUGAUCAUUUUGGCUCCUAUGCAUCUAGAUGGGAUUUGCAAUGUUUCUGUUCCUGGUGUUGAUGUGGUGUUUAUGAGGAAAUUUCACUGAUUUCCAGUGCCACUUUUUGAGGGAAUCAUGCACUAGGGGUUUGAAGGCUUGAGGCAAUAGCUCUUGGUUUGUACGGAUUCUCCAGAAAUCAUUUUCAUUUUUGGGCCGUAUAUUUUUCUGAGGAUUUUCAUCUCCCAUGUAUUGUGGAGUGUUCAGACCUGGGUGGAACUGGGUGGGGGGAAUCCCCAAGCAGGGCAACCGACCAACUAACCAAAGGUUCUAGCGUAUCAGAUUGCCCCGGGACGACCAUUACGCCGCGGCUUUAUGACCUUUAAGAUUGAAGGGUUUGAGUAAGUUUCAGGUUUUUUUGUAACCAACAAUUAUUUUUCGUGCAUUGAAAUUUUAUUUGGUUCUGGCAUACUUAACAUUUUUUUAAUUCUAAUUCAUUUGCCGUUUAAUUUAGUUUUCUACUUGAUUUUCUAAAUGUUGCAUUAUUUUGAGUUAAUCCUGUCAUGAUUAUGGUUAUUUUGAGUUAAAGCUUGUUUAAUUGCAUCAAAUGUUUUCUUUGGUGCCCUCUUGAUGACCUUUAAGAAUGAAAAGUUUGAGUUGUACUUCCUGUUAAUUGAUUUUUUAAAUGUUUUUACUUUACUUUUCUCUGAUUUUUUAAAUGUUGGAUUAUUCCUUGUUAGCUGAACGUUGCUCGGCCAUAAUGGUCUGAUUGUGUGAAUGUAAGAGGCGCUCUGACUGUGACCCAGAGCUGACUCUGACCUUGACCACAACUGUUUGGAGACGGUGAAUGGGGUAACAGUUGAUUCAAUACGCUUAGAAUUUUAUGAGGGGAGGCGUAAUAGAACCACAAUGUGAUGAUGUCACGUGCACGGUAACUGACCAACUGACCAAAGGUUCUAGCGUAUCUGAUUCCACAGCACGGUAACUGACCAAAGGUUUUAGCAUAUCAGAUUGCCCCGGGACAACCGUUACGCAGCGGCUUUAUGACUAUUUAGACGGUUAAAAUUUAAGUGCCUUAGAUGUGGGAUUAAGAUUAAAGACCUGGGAAGGAAUCUCUAGGGGCGUGGGACUUACAAAAAGGGACCGUUGGACAGGAUCUAGGGAGAACUCAGGCAGACAGGAGAGCGGGCAGUUGGGAGAGCUCCGACAGGUAGGAGAGCUCCGUCAGAUAGGAGUAGAGGACAGUCAUGAACACACAGUGGACAGAGAGACAAAUUAAGGCAGUCAGAGUUGAGUGAGAGAGAGAGAGAGAGAGAGAGAGAGAAGGUGAAUACGAUUUAAAAGACAAAUAAAAGGUCAAGACUAACCAUCACCUGAAUCGUCUGAUUAUUGAAGACACAGAUUGAAGGGUUAACAGAGACGAAACAAGCUUCUCUACAGUAUUGAGAGGGUUCUCUGCUUUUUUGGUAAGAGUCCAAGUCUCACUAGCGGAAGUUACUACUGGUCUUAUGAUAGUAGUGUAUAUUGUCUUCUUUUUUCCCCUUGAGAGGCUUUUGCUUCCCAGUAGCUUUUGUAGGCUGAAAUAGGAACGGUUGCCUGCUGCUAUCCUUUCUUUUAUCUCCGACAUUAUUUCAUUGUGCUCGUUUUUAGUUACACCUAGAUAUUUGAAUGUAGCCACGCUCUCAAAUUUGUGGUUGUUUAUAUUGAUGUUGUCAUCAGCGUGGGAGUUUCGUGACAUUAUCAUAUAUUUUGUCUUCGGUUCAGCCUUGACUGAGGCACUUUCAAGUUCCCCAAAUGCUUUAAUUAUGUCAUUACUGUUUCUACCCUGUAGCGCUAUAUCGUCUGCGUAUGCAAGGUACUGCAAUGGCUGGCUAUAUAAGGUUCCUGAUGGUUGUUAUUCUGUAAUACCUCUGUGGAAGUAGCUUGUUAUGGUGCCACUGGUGCUCACAUGUACGCUUCUAAUAACUUUUUCUAGUGGGAUGUUAAGCAGGAUACAUGAUAGUGAGUCUCCUUGUCUGAGGCCCUUAUUGACUGGGAACUCCUUUGGGUAUUCUCCCUGCACUUUGAUUCUACUUUUGGAGUUAGCCAUCGGCAUAUGUAUGAGCCGAGUAAGCUUGUUGUUAGGGACUCCAAGUUCUUGUAGAGGGUUGUAUAAGUAAUUCCUGUCUACGCUAUCAUAUGCUGUUUUGUAAUCCACAUAUAGUUGGUGUGUGUCGAUUUUAUAUUCGUAACAUUUCUCCAGGAGACAUCUAAUACUAAAUAAAUGUGAUCCAUGGUUGACCAAUUCAGUCGGAAUCCACAUUGAUAGUCCCCUAGGAUCUGUUCACUAUACCUUUCUAGUUUUCUUGCUUUAAGUUUUGUGAGGAUUUUGUACACAACAUUAAGGAGGGAGAUUCCUCAGUAGUUUGAGCAGACCAACUUAGAUUCUUUUUGUGAAUAGGGAUUAUGAGUGCCGUGUCCCAUUCUACUGGCAUUUCUUCUUCCUGCCAGAUUCUAGAUAUGAGGUUGUGUAUUUGCUUAUGCAGUACGUUACCACCUAGCUUUAUCAGUUCUGCAGAGAUAAGGUCUAUUCCUGGGGCUUUGUUAUUUUUCAUGGUGAAGAUCACAUCUUUUAUUUCAUUUAGUGUUGAUUGUUUGACCAUUGGGUCCGGUCCUCCUUGUGGGCGAGCCUGAACCAUUCAGUACGCCUUAAAGUGUUGUGCCCAACUCUCUAGUACUAUUCUGCUCUCUGUGAUCAAUUCUCCACCAUUACUUUCACACAUGUGAGAUCUUGCUUGAAAGCCAUUCUUUUCCUGCUUUAUCUUCAGGUACAUUCCCCUCACAUCUCUUUCUUUUGCCAACUCUUCUAUCUCUGCUAUUUUUUAUUUUUCCCAAGCACUUUUUUCUUUCUGCAAAUUUUGCUAGCCACCCUUCUUUCAUUAAAUAAUUGCAGUGUUAUUCUUGUCUCCCUUUGCAGCAUUAAUAGCCAAGCCUUGUUUCUUUGUUAUAUAAGUUCUUUGCAUUCUAUGUCAUACCAUCCUGUUCUUUUCACUUUCGGCUUAAAUCCAAUCGUUUCCUCUGUUACACUUUUUACUAUUUGCUUCAUCUUUUCCCAUUGCUGAUUUAUAUCAACGUUGCUGGCUGAUUCUCUUUUGGAUAAUUCUAGUUGAGUUUCAAUGUUCUGUUGAUAUUCCUCAGUAAUUUUUGGGUCCCUACUCAGUUUCUGACUAUUCUACUGUUUUUCUCUUUUAUUUUGUUUAUUGUGGAUAUUACAAAUUCUUUGUUUAUAUUUGAUUUUUACAAGUCUGUGGUCUGAGUCUAUGUCCGCCCCUUUACAACUUUGCACAUCUAAUAUGUCAGAGCCAUGCCUCCGAUCAUUGCAUACGUGGUCAUUUGGUUUACAGGUAAAUCCAUCUGUCAUUUCUUUUCCUGAAGCGAAGUCUAUAAGACAUGUUCCUUUGUCAUUGCUCUCAUCAUGCAGGCCUUCCUUUCUGUAUACACCUUAGUACUUAGGAUAUCCAAGUCUUUCCAUCUGAUCUCCUGCAGUACAGCAACCAGGAUUCUAUAUCUCAGCAAUUCAUCACUGAGGCGAGCCAAUGCUCCAGCUCUGUAUAAACUAAGUACAUUCCAGGUCGCUAUCCGUAUAUCAUAUUUUGGUUCAGGCAUGGGUCGAAAUUAUCAGUCUGUUUUUUUGUAUGUGAUUUAGCUUUUGUAACAUUUGCUUUUUUACGUGGCAGGGUCAUCAGCCCUGCGCACAACCGUCUGGGGGUAUGCCCCUUGCAGCUCUCAGAGUAGCUGCCUUUGUAUUGGGUUGGGUCCCUAGCCUAUGUGGAUCCCUCCACUUUCUUCAAGGCAGUGGGUACUGAUUUUGGUCCGUCCCAGGUAUUUUAUUUCCUUAGUACCUGCCAUAUCUGGUGGGCUUUCCCCUAUUCGCCGCCUAGGGAGGCGCUCUAUAGAAGAUAUGAGGAGACUAUUGAUAGACCAAGUAAGUUAAAAGGGUAUUUAGAUUUUUUUUUUUGCAGGCAUAUGUCCGUCACAAGUGACAAUGGCAUGGACUUCGCAGGACGAAAUCCACAAGGACUGGGAUUAUUCUUCAAAGAUUAUAAGCUGGUUCUUAACAGUAAAUCUCCUCUCUUGAGGCCUACCGAAUUUCGGCUUCGGUUUCGGCGCCGAAAGUGGCCAUUUUAUCACUUUCGGCCAAUUUUCAGUUUCGGCAGAAACUGGAAAGUUAACUUUCGGCUUAAUUUCGGUUUCGGCCGAAAGAGAAAAGUUAACUUUCGGUUUUUCUUCGGUUUCGGCCGAAAUUGACUUAGACUUUCGGCCAGUGAAAGUGACUCAGGUUUUCGGUCAUUUAAUACUAAGCAAAAGCGAUAUUUAACAACAAACUAAGCGACAUUUAAGAACAAAAUAAGCGAUCUUUGAGAACAAACUAAAUGAUAUUUAACAACAAACUAAGCGACAUUUAAAAAAAACUAAACAAUCUUUAAAACAAACUAAGCGAUCUUUAAGAACAAUCUAAGCGAUCUUUAAUUACAAACUUAGCGAUUUUUAAGACAGAACUAAAUGAUCUUUCAGAACAAAACAAAUGAUCUUUAAUGAUUUAUAAUAAUAAACUAAGCGAUCUUUGACAGAAGACUAAAUGUUCGUUAGGAACAAACUGAAAGAUCUUUAAGAACAAACUAAUUGAUCUUUAGGAACAAAAUCAAUUAUUUUUAAGAACAAACUAAACGGUCUUUAACAACAAACUAAACGAUCUUUAACAACAAACUAAGCGAUCUUUAUGAACAAACUAAACGGUCUUUAACAACAAACUAAACAAUCUUUAACAACAAACUAAGCGAUCUUUAACAACAAACUAAACGAUCUUUAACAACAAACUAAGUGAUCUUUAACAACAAACUAAGUGAUCUUUAAGAACAAACUAAGCGAUCUUUAAGAUGAAACUAAGUGAUAUUUUAGAACAAUCUAAGCGAUCUUUAUGACCAAACUCACCGAUCUUUAAGAACAAACUAACCGAUCAAUAACAACCAACUAAACGAUCUUUAAAAACAAAUUAAGUGAUCUUUUAGAACCAUAUUUUUUAGAGACUCGGUUUAAAAAAAUAGUAUUUUGCAUUAAUUUCCCCUCUUCCCCCCCCUCCCCAAUUUUUGCCAAAUUUUCUACUACCAUACAAAUUAAAAAAAAAUGUAAAGCAAUUUAAAUUACUUUUAUAUUAAAAUGGUAAAAUCCAAAGUAUUCAAUUAGAUCAGGGGUCUCAAACUCAAAUUAUGGGGCUGAAUAAGAGUGGGCCGCAUCAAAUAAUCCACAAAAAAGCGAUUACAACUGUUACAAUCUGGUCAACCUUUAUAAAUAACAAUGAAAUAAUUAAGGGAUCUCAAGAACUACUCACUGUUGCCAGAGACCUGGCAUACUAAAAUAUAUACAGUCAUUAAAAAAAAAAAUCAGAAUUAGACUAGUCGGUGAGAUCGACUGAAACCGUCGUGGACAGUCACGUUAUAUAUAUGAGAAUGGGGGAAACGGGCCGGCGCAUUUACACUAAACUUUUCUGUCAUGUAGCGGGCCGCAAAAUAUCGUCUUGCAGGUCACAAAUGGCUCGCUGGCUGCGAGUUGAGACCCCUAAAUUAGAUGUUUAUUUAUUAAUAUUUACGAUUAUCUCAUUUUUAUUAAAAGAAUGUAAAUAUUUAUACUUUCCCACAUCAUUUUCGAUGUAAGCAGAAUGUAUGCGGGAACGAAUUGCAAAAUAUCUUAAUAUUUCAUUUUCGGCUUCGGUUUCGGCCAAAAUUCAUUUUUAACUUUCGGCCUAUUUUCGGCUUCUGCCAAAAUCAGAAAAUCACUUUCGGUCGGUCUCUACUCCUCUCUCCAUGCCGCUGAAUAACCCAAGGGAACUUCAUGUUUGAAUUCAGAGUUUCCUUCUCUUAGAUGAGUUGCCAUCCAAGGUUAACAAGUCCCAUCCACCCGGGGUGCUGGUGAUGUUUUUGCUUGACUGGGCUUUGGUGGGGAUUGAACUCCAGACCAUUUCGGAUUUGCUCAGUUUAGACCACUCAGUAAUCUUGGUCCAACCAAAUAAAUUAAGCUGGUUGUGAGAAAUACUGUGUCUGACUUCUUGGGUAAACUAAAAACUUGUUGUUUACAUUUCACUUCACACUGAAGUUUCCUCGAUCUUAAGUAGCGCUACUUGUAUCGUUUUAUGUAUUUGCUCAUCUUUGUUUCCCUUUCCAGCCCGUGAGGAUGCUGGCGUGUACAAUGCCAUAUUUAAGAUAAAUCAACCUGGAUUUGAGGCCAUCAACCAUACUUGCAGUGUUGAGUACACAGGUAUGCUGUAUUGUAGAUUGUCCAGCAUACUUGCAGUGUUAAAUGCAUUGGGUUAAUUGUGGUCCUAUGAGCAGUGUGGGUGAGGACCAAUGGAAAUCUGCAUGUAAUACAACAAAUAUUUACAUUAAAAAAUUCCCAAAGUUGUUCCCACAUUUGUUAUAUUUUCUCCCAAAUUUUGUGAAAGGCUGAAUGCCCUUAGAUUACAUCAUGCGACAUGAUUAGAGUUAAUUAAAAAUUAAACUGAGAAAAUUCUGGCCUAAAGGUAUACAACACUUCUUUCCUACCUAAUAGAAAGAUACUCUGCAUUUAUUUAAAUAGCUGGCCCCCUCGUGCUCAACAUGAAGCGCUCGAAGAAUUUGGAUUUGAAUGAAGACCUUCAUCUCAUCUGUGAGAUCCUCGGCUAUCCCCCAGCGGUGGCCAAGUGGGUUCGAAACAGUGUCGUCAACAUCACACAGGAUGAACGCACCGAGAUUAAGGAAUACAAUGGCUACAAGGGAGCAGAACUUGUUAUCAAGUCUAUCAAAUAUGAAGGUGAGAAUAAUUCAAUGGCUACCAGGGGGUGGUGAGGUCAACUAGUCAGCAAGUCUGUCAAAUAUGAAGGUGAGAAUAAUUCAAUGGCUACCAGGGGGUGGUGAGGUCAACUAGUCAGCAAGUCUGUCAAAUAUGAAGGUGAGAAUAAUUCAAUGGCUACCAGGGGGUGGUGGGGUGAACUUGUCGCCAAGUCUGAAAAAUAUUAAGGCCAUAAUAAAAAUUCCCCCCCCCCCCGUUUCCAUUUCUUUAGCUUUGCAAUACCAUAAAUAAUCUAUCCUAAUUAUUAAAUUGAUUUUUAAAUUGUAUUAGUCUGUCUGUGCCUAAUUUUAUUUCAACGUAGUAUUGUGAUGACCACCACAUGUCUCGCCUUUUUUUUUUCUUUGACAUUGACGUCACUAUUAUGUGUAGUGCUGUACCAGCUGCCCAUCCCUCCCUUGUUUGGGAAAAGGAUACUUAAUUUCGAUCUAAAGAAUGCUUUCAGGGGAUGCAAUUUCUAGAAUUACUCAUUUGAAUGGUUCUUAACACUCACUCCCUAUGGAUAAGCCUUCUGGGAGAGAUUUUUAUUUGCUUAUUUUCCUAGACAUUUACAAGACGUACAUAGGAGCCUUACAAGAUUGUCCUCUUUGUAUGUGCGUGUACAAUUAAAUUGAAAAUCGUUAGUAUCACUAGCUGUAUUAUCGUUGUUCUUUUUAUACAGGUUUUCAGUCCUUUAUGAACGUAUCGUUCAACAAACAAGCGAAAUCUUUAAAAAAAAAAACUGAUUAAAUUAGCAAAACCAUAUUAUGGUGCAUAGCAAAAUUAAAAUAUGUUUUCUUUGCUCAGUUGUUUAUCAAGUCAAAGAUGAGAAAGGGGCCAUUCUUAUUACAUAAGUACUGAGGGGGAAUAUGACUUUUUGUGUACAGGUGUAUUGGGGCCGGGGUCUCAGUAUAGUAUGUGUGUGCAUUUAUGCACAAUUUCUGCAGUAAUUACUCUCCAAUUGUAACCGUCCAUAAACAGCUUAUUUAUGUUUCUAAUAUAGCCGACUUUUGCCCACAAACCUUUGAUUUCUAAUUAUUUUUAAGGGCUCUAAAGGUGUCACAGCAAUAUGUGGUCAUUACCUUCAUAAUGUUGCUUUUCAUUUUUUUAAAAGAAUUUGCUUCAUAUUGCCACAGUCAUCUUUUGCCUAGUUGUAACUUUAGUCCACUUGGGAAGGUUCCAUGCCUGUGAUGUAAUCUUUAAGAUAACUACAGUGCUUAUCCAAGUAUAGGCCGCUCCAGAUUAGUUACGGUGUUUAAAAUAAUGGAUUUAGAAAUCAAGAAGUAGGCCGAAACCUUCUUCACCCUCCCAGACUUUUGGGGAGAUCUAAGACAUUGGAGAUUCAUAUAAGACCUGACACCAAGACAUAGUAGAAUCAAACACCCAAAUAAAUAUAUGACAUGAGCUGAUAUUUCUUGUGUAAUAAAUUAGAUUAUUUACUAUAAUUACAGCUUUCAAUUUAACGCUGGUGCAAACAUGCAUAGUGACGCUACCCGUGGCAGAUAGUAUAGAAUAUCCAGCCGUGAACGGACAAAGAAUUAUGAUUUGUGGGGAUGAAUCCGAUAGUGGAUGGACAGAUAAAUAUGACUGGUUGACGGUGUAUGGACAGACAGUCACCUAGUUUUUUUAACAGAUUUGAAAAUUAUACAUUAUUUUUACAAAUUAGAGCUUUUAUUGUAAAAGGAUUUGGGCAAUUUCCAGGAAUUUCAUUUUAUCAACUGACACCAAUAAAUACAUUAUCAUAUCCAUACAUGGUCAAACUGCCCUUUACUUAGUAGAUAGGAUAAUCAUACCCCCAAAAUAUAUGACAUAGGAAAUAUGGCAUAAGAAAAUCCUAUGAUAUAGGAGAAUCUCAUCUAAUGAUCUGACUUUCUUUCAGAGGCUGGGAACUACACAUGUAUUGCAUAUUCAGCUGAAUUCAUGAACUCAUCCUCCAAGUCUAUUACAGUGAGAGUCAAAGGUAGCUGGUCUGGAAUUUUUUAAUUUGUAAAAAAUGAUAAUAAGUUUGGAUUCCAUGAUAAUUGAUGUUAAUAGAAGAUCUCUUCUCUUUUAAGCCUUUCUGUUAUAAAAAGCACUUUGACAAAAUGCUAGUGAUUUACCCUUAACUGCACAUGAGUUUUGAGCCGUACAAGUUUCGAAUACCAUACUACUUUGAUAAACCAGAAAUAUUUCUUUUCACGUCGCCGAUAAAGAGAUGUUUGGGUAAGUAAAGAGUAAAAUAUAGUAAAUAAUUACUUGAAACUAGUUUUUAAUUGUGAGUUAAUCAUUAUAAAUAGAAAACUACUUGUUUACUUGUAUAAAAUGACUUUGUAACUUUGUAAUGUCUAAGUCUUAACUGAAUAAGCUGAUUUUCAAUGGUUUUUACUCUUAAGUGAGGAACAAGUCUUUUUAAUUAUAGCUAGGCAGUCUGUAACUUUUUGUUAAAGAUUUAAACUAUUUUUUAAAGAUUUUAACGUUAAGUUCACUUUAAAUUUAAUUAUGGAGUAGGUCUUCUAAAUUUAAAUAGACAAAUUUAAUUAAUUUAUUUUGUGAUAUUUUUGUGUAGUGUAAUUUACCAGGUUAUGGCUUCAUUAAAAAGUUAUUAAAACUAGUUGAUUUAAUACACCCAUUCAGUGAGCCCAUAACUGUAUUUAGUUAGUUUUUAUGUAUAGUUAUGCACUCCUGUGCUCUGGGUAUAUUUUACGGUAUAAUACUAUUUAUUUGUUGGGGGGGGGGGGUGGGGGGGGGGAGGCAACUUUGAUAACAAAAAAGAAGGGGAAAAUCCUGACAAUGCUGUUUCAUAUGCCUAUCUUAGUUCCAUAACUGUAUUUAGUUAGUUUUUAUGUAUAGUUAUGCACUCCUGUGCUCUGGGUAUAUUUUAUGGUAUAAUACUAUUUAUUUGUUGGGGGGGGGGGGUUGGGGGGGGGAGGCAACUUUGAUAACCAAAAAGAAGGGGAAAAUCCUGACUAUGCUGUUUCAUAUGCCUAUCUUAGUAUCUCCUCUGACUCUGUGUUACUGUAGUUUAGUAGGGAUAUAAUAUAGUCUGUAUGAUGUAUGGCUUACUAUAAAUUAUAAACCUAAUAUAAUAUAUUUUAUUUUGUUUCCCUAUUCAGGAUCUAGGCCCAAUAAAUAAUUCCCAACAGUUCCUUUAAAAUUUGAUGGUCAGAUCAGCAAUUAUUAUAAUGAUUGAACAAGUCAUCAGUGCUACACUAUACUGAAAAUAUUGAUAUCAAGUAUUCAAAAGGAAAAUGUUUAAAAAUGUCAAUCAUCUGAUGAGACUUCAUCUAUCUAGCUUAAAUUCAGCCUUAUCACAUAUCUUAGGUUUCCACUUCUGCAACUGCUCAGUCAAGCUCCCAAAGCAUGUGUCAAAAUAUGAAACCCUCAUUGGAAAAAUUUUAUAGAAACUAAAGUGUUGUUUCAAACUAUCCAUUUUCAUCAUAAAGAAGAGAAAAUUAACUCCAUAUAAGAAAUGAUGCUUUCCACUUGUGGUAGCUAUAGGUAUGUUCUAAAAUGCCCUGGAGAACACAUUGCAAACAGUUGCCCUUGCACUUUAAAAGUAAACGUCAACAAUUUUUCAAGUCUAAGUAAAUUAAACACUUCGAAUUGCUAAGAAAUUUAAUAAAUAUUUACACACCUUAAUUGCUUAAUUUUGUUCAUUUGUUUUGUAUUUCAAUGUUGUUUUUGCUUUAUAUAUUAUAAACAAAAACGUUGUGUUGCGAUAGUCGGGAAUUUUUUUGUUGCGAAAAAGUAGGGAAUUUUGUUUUUAAAAGAGUGGGAACCCUGUGCAAUGCAGUGACUUAUUUCAUAUUGUCAGCCUGAUCUUGCUGCUAUGAAUAGUUGGAAAUUAAAAAUUUGGUAAGUUUUAACUCAAGUGGAUUGUCUUAAGUCCAUUGACAGGACAUUUAUUUAAAAAACACAUAACUGAUGCUUGGGGUCUUUGAAAGAAAUCUUUGAAAUGAUACUCAACACGCACCCCUGGGUAAGAACCUCUGAUUUAAAACUGUAUUUGUUUCUACGUCAACAGAUCCCCUUGCCUGGGUCUGGCCGUUGGCUGGCAUCGCGGCCGAGAUUGUCCUCCUGGCACUCAUUAUUCUAAUCUGCUCCAAGAUUCAAAACAGGAGAAUGAAAAUCAAUGAGAAUGAGCCGUUUAAGUAGGUUGACGCUCCCAAUGUUGACUUUAUAAAUAUAGUAUUUAAUCUAAUAUUAUUAAAUCUUUUUGCUAUGUUGAUGUAAAUUUCUGUAUCAACAAUAAUUUACUGUGAUGCUAAUACUACUAUAACACACCAUCUGAAUUGCACAGGAAGGAUGCAAUGAAAUUAAUAUAAAUACUUUUAAAUGCAGAAAGUUAAAUUUAUUAAUGAAAUUGAGAGGUGUGUACGGUGUUGGGGGAAAGGGGUUAAAAACUACUGACACUUCAGUUAUAAUCAAAAUAAUUUCAAUUACCUUUUUUUUCCCCACUUUGCAAGUUUGGGCGCCUUAAAUCUCUGUGGCACUCCUCAUUUACAAUCACAAAUCAUCCUCUACCUCAACUCUUCCCACCUCAUUUCAAGUAGGUAACUCCGACAUACAGUUUACACCCUCUGCUAGGAAUCUUGGUUAUAUUCUUUCUAACAACAUGUCUCUCGAUAAACAUAUCUCUCACAUUUGUCGUUCGGCAUACACCGCCAUCCGUCAGAUCAGCUCCAUCCGCCACUACCUGACAGUUAGCGCAACAAAAACUCUAGUCUGUGCUCUUGUUCUCUCUCGUCUUGACUAUUGCAACUCACUUCUGUCAGGUUCACCCAAACAUUUUAUAGAAAAACUGCAGAAAGUUCAAAACUCUGCUGCUAGGCUUGUUCUUAAGGCAAAAAAACGUGAUCACGUCACUCCACUACUCCACUCACUACAUUGGCUCCCUAUACAGGCACGCAUUGACUACAAGCUGUCUCUUCUCUGUCACAACUUUUUCUCGGAUUCCUGCCCUUCCUAUCUAACUGAACUUCUUUCUGUCUAUUCACCCCUUCGACAACUUCGCUCCUCCGCAGACUCGCGUAUUCUGUCCGUUCCCAAGACACGCACUAAAUUAUAUGGUGAACGAUCUUUCUCUUUCUGCGCCCCCAAACAAUGGAAUUCUUUGCCACUACACAUCCGCAAUAUAACAACCACACAGGCCUUCAAAACUGCACUCAAAACACAUCUAUUUAAACUAUACUACUCUGACUGAUUCUCCUCCUAUAAACCGAUAAACGUACAUGGGUUUCCUUGUAAAAAUGUCUGGUGUGGGUGGAUGAAUAGACCUAUGGUGUUGUUUUGCUUAUAUGUUGUUUUUAUUUCAUUUAUGUAUUUUAUUUUAAUAUUAUGAUUAUGCCUCUUUGCUAUAUAUGUACAGCGCGGUGAGCCCAGCCCUAGGCCGGGGUACCGCGCUAUAUAAGACCACUUAUUAUUAUUAUUAUUAUUAUCGGCACUGACUGAAAGGGCCACGUGUGUUUUAAUGUAUUCCUUACCUACUUGAUGCAUUUCAAGUUGAGGUGUCCUCAUAUUUUCUAAUUCAACUCUAUCCACAGACGAGGAGGCUCUCGUAAGCAAGGGGAAAAGUAUGAGUAAGGCAGAACAGCUCCACCUUCUAAUUAUCUCAUGUUGCAUGGUGCUUCCUUGUUUCCCAAGCAAUGGCCACAGUUAUAGCAAUCAAGUUUACUGCUUAUCAUCAUCUAUGUAACUACUUAAUUGUCAAAAUGCAACAUUUUUUAAAGUCAGUAUUUUUAGUGGCACACACCCCCUUGUGUUACAUUUCUGGUCUUCUUAUCAUGUUUUUUUUUGUGUGUGGCUGGAUCAGCCAGGUCACAUUGUGACAGCCCUGUGUUUAUUUUGAGUUUACCAUCCAGUUGUUGUAGCAAAAGGCUUGAUCAGCCAGGUCACAUUGUGUCAGCCCUGUGUUUAUUUUGAGUUUACCACCCAGCUGAUUCCUGAAGUAAUUUAAGCAAAGGAACAAAAAAAUUAUUAUAUUUGUUUUGUGGGGUGUGUUAAGCUCUUGUGUUACCCAAACCCUAUCAAUCCAUUUCUGGGGCCAUGUAGUAAAACUCAACUAUCAAGAGGUGAAGCUGCAGUAUCUUUUAGUGAAUCUUAGAGUGUCAUGUGGUCAAACUAACAUGUGGAUAUUAUGAAAGUUAAGCAUCCAAUUCGCUCUUUAAAAAGUCGUAUUUAAAUUUGAUAUUCAAAUGUCAUAUUAAAAUGUUCAUCUUCAUAGCAUUCAUUCUUUUUUUUUUUUUUUUUUUUUAAAGUUAAAGUUAUUAACAUGUGGAUAUUAUGAAAGUUAAGCAUCCAAUUCGCUCUUUAAAAAGUCGUAUUUAAAUUUGAUAUUCAAAUGUCAUAUUAAAAUGUUCAUCUUCAUAGCAUUCAUUCUUUUUUUUUUUUUGUUAAAGCUAAAGUUACUCUGCUGAUACUACUACUAUUUGGAUUGUGUUUUAUUUGAAGUAAGACCGUAUGUUAGGAUUAGAUGCAGGAAUUAAUUCCUGCCUUAGCACUAUUUUUUUUUUUUAUUUGUAUACAGAGAAAAAAAUAUCAUAAUUACACACCCCCUCCCCACCUUUGAUAGUUUGGAGAGUUGAAUCAAAUGGUUGGUGUCCCUUGCAUUGUGGUACUUGUUUCUUGCAUUUGUUUCUGUUUGAAUGACAUUCUUAUGAGUGCAGAUUUGAGAGUGGAAAAAAAAGGUGGGGGGGGGGGGUGUAACAUGCUCCCCUAA